Molecule: messenger RNA, 1854 nt
Organism: Penicillium canescens
Lineage: Eukaryota; Fungi; Ascomycota; Eurotiomycetes; Eurotiales; Aspergillaceae
Exons: 9
Coding region: 1-1854 (617 amino acids)
Biological process (GO): regulation of DNA-templated transcription
Molecular function (GO): zinc ion binding; DNA-binding transcription factor activity, RNA polymerase II-specific
Source: RefSeq, a predicted model, not a curated record
AUGCAGCGCCAAACGCCCGGAGGGCGUGAGUCGGCCCACACCCCAAGCCAGCAGAUCUCGGACGACCAGCUCGGAAAUCUGGCUCGCCUAAAUCACGCUGCGUCGUUGGCCCAAGAGCUGAGACCUUCCCAAACUCCCACCCUCAAGCUCACCAGGCACGCCCCCAUGGUCGGCGAAACGCGACGAUUUGCCUCCGACCUACGAGUCAGGAGGGCUGCCAACCGCCAGUCACGAUCGUGCAAAGUCUGUCGGCUCCGCAAAGUCAAGUGUGACCGUGUCAAGCCCUGCCAUGCCUGCUGCGCCCACGGAUACCCGUCGAAGUGCGUGUAUGAGGACAUCCCGGAUGAGGACGCCAGGCCGAUCAGUCAGGCGGAGGAGAUCCGGAACUUGCGGGCGGAAAUUCGGGAGCUGAGAGGGAGGAUUGAUGCCAGACAUGAUGGUUCGAGAUCUCGGAAUCUUCAACAGCUCGAACAGCUUGAAGGCUUAUUUGACUCUAUUCGAUCUGCGCCGCUAGAUCUGGUGGAGGAGCUUGUCCGUGAGCUUCGCACUGCUCACGGCGGGCUUAAUAAGGAUUUGGUCCCUGUGGGACCAUGGGAAGGCCGAGAAGCUUAUGAAUCUUAUGAACAACCGUCACGGCCCUCUUCGACUCUGCCGGUUCGCAAACGUCUUCUGUUGAAUUCUGCCAAUGAGGAUUUCAAUACUUUUGAAGAUGAUAACGACGAUGACAGGGAAUUUGAGCGUGAGAUGUCUAUUGGCAGUGGCUCGGACUCAUCCGGGGAGCCUCACCCCGAGGUGGAUAUGAAGUCGGGACGGGCUGGUGCAUUGCGAGCUGCCGCCGGGAUUCGAAUGUUUUCCCCUUUGAUCAGUGAUGCUUUCGAGGCUGUCUCGGAUGCAUUGGUUGAUCCUGAGAAAUCCAAAGCCGAGUCCACGCUAGUCACUGUGAUUCUGCUACUGGCCUUUGAGAGCGUUGAACGCACCACUGACAGCGGUGUCUCGGCCCAUGUUCGAGGUGCGGUGCGCUUGAUUGAACAUCGUGGACCGGAAAAUCACAUGUACGGGGUGGAGCAUCUUCUGUUCACUGAGCUUCGUCCAUACUGGAUUGGUGGUGCUUUAGCUGCUCGACAACCGUCAUUCCUGGCACAAGAAGAAUGGAAAACUAUCCCAUGGGCUGCAGGAACAACCACAAAGGACAUUCUACACCACCUGCUCGAUCUUGCCGCCCAUAUUCCAGGUUUACUAGCACAGUCUGAUUCCUUCAAAGCAGCACAGGCUCGCUCCGUGCUAGGCGCACACGAAAUCGCCGUCAAGCAGACUACCCUGUGGAAUGGCAUUGGCGAGCUCACAAUUAAGUUCUACCAAUGGUAUGAGGACUGGGUCAAGGUUUACCCCGACGGACCACCACAAGAAGUCAAGCAAACAGGCGCAGACGAUUUCCCUAUUUUCCAGCGGCGCGACCUGCGCACUGGGGCUACUUAUACCCCAACCAGAUACACAUACCCCAACCUCCUCCUCGCACAAACCAUGUGCCUCUACUACAGCUUUCGACUCAUCCUCUCGUCGGUCGAUACCCGUCCCCAGGACCGUGUAACCCCCAUGGAACAAUACGAGUUGGGAUGUGGGAUUGCCCGUACGCUGGAGUUCUAUAUCACCACAGCGCCUGGCAAUAUGAUUAACCGUCUUGCAUUCCCCACCCGGGUGGCGUGGGAAGCAUUCCCUGAGGGAGGUACGGAGCGCAAGUUCAUGGUAGAGUUAUUGCAUUUGGUGGAACGGCGACACGCCCUUGGCCUUUGGGGCAGCGCCAUGCCUGAGUUAUCCACCCAGCAAGAUUCGCCCUUGAAUUCAGGUAGUCCAUAG